UGCUGAUGGGAUUCCGCUUUCAACUAAAGAAGUUCUGCCGGUUGAUUCGCUGCUGUUUUUGUCCGAUACUUUGCUUUCAGUGCCUCCCUCCUCUGUGGACACAUGGAAGGGGGGGGUCCUAUGAGUUAAUGUUGGAGAAAGACACGUAGCGGUGGAGUAGCGUAUUCUAUCAGCCCUGAUGACGGACUCCGGACACAGUUCCUCCUCCUCCUGUUUUCCACACCAAACCUCCUCACUUUGCCGAGUUUGGAUCGGCCCUUUUUGAUAUGCGCGCAUCUUUUCUGCAGACUUCGUUGUCCCCAUUACUGCUCCGGGAGGACGCGACGGUAGGAAGGUGGCCGUAGGCUCCACUUUUCCACCUUACUCCACUCCAGGGGCAGUGGGGGGGCACAACUCAGAUGUCCCACAAGAAAUGGUCUCUUAUGUACAGGAAAGGCACCUCACACAUCACUUUGACAUCUCUCUGCUUUUCAAUCCAACACGAAGAGGGAAACUAUUAUUGGGAUACUGAAACCAUUUCCAGAGUAGCUGAUGCAUAUUUAGACUGACGUAGCUGCUGUCUUUCACAAUAAUGUAGAACAAAAUCAUCUUCAACACGUAGGGACUGCAGUGGAGUUUAUCAAUAUGGCAGGAAUGGAGGGGAGUUCAGCACGAGCCCCUUGUGCAGGUCAACAAGUGCGGCUGCUUCCGUUUUAUUAGGGCGAAGAGCAAAACGCAAACCUGAGCUCAUUCCUCAAAGAUGUUAAUGGACAAAAAGACAGGCAACAGAAACUUCAAUACACAGAAACAUGGUUAUCAUCCAUGAACUUACAUUUGCAAACAUAUACACACAAAAAAAAAUGAUUAAUUUCUACUUUGCGUCAGUUCUGUCAUACGGGAUUCUUUUUUGCCCAAUCGGCUUCCCUGUUUCUUGCCGUCGGUGGAUGUGACUGGUGGGAGUCUGGUUUCCCUCCUGUGUUCCCACUGCUCAUGCAAGGCCAUGGGUCUGCCACGCUAACGUGCACACUGAGGAACCCAGGCAAAGGAAGGUCUCUAGCUGCCCAGGCGCUUCUAAGAUGUUGAGACCUGCCCGCAUCGCCGGAGCUCCAGCCUGGAUCACUCACACUGCGCCUCCUCCCCCCGGCCAUGGACCCCGAAGCGGCUCGCCCCCGACCCCAGUGCGACGGCCUCGGGCCCCGCCUCGCCCUGUGAAGGAUGUCCCUCGGUGGCGCUCCAGCCCGGGACACACCUGAGACCCCCAGCCCCAGAGAGAGGAUCCGCAGCCACAUGAGGAUGGUGAUCGACCAGCUAGAGGGCAUUCUCCAGGAGCUCAAGGAGGUGGCCAAGGAGCUGCGGGAGGUGGUGGGCCAGAUUGACAAGCUGACGUCGGACUUUGACUUUGACCUGGAGCCAGAUGACUGGACAGUUGCCACAGCAAGCAGCACCUCCAGUAGCGAGAGGGGGCUGGGCGACGCCUUCCGGCUGGACUUCUUCAACCCCGACGUGCUCUCAGACAGCUGGGAGUUCUGCAGCUUCCUAGAAACCCCUUCCUCAGGCCUUGCGCCCACCCAGAAACCUGCAGGGCAGCGAUCGAGUGACAAGGAGCCAGAUCAGGAGGUAGGACAGGCAACUGUGGUAAUGCCCAUACCAGCCACCACAUAUUCUCAGAUGAAUGGAGGCCUUCCUGUCCCCAACGGGCCCCUGAGAGUGACCCCAGACUCAUCCAGCGAGGAGGCUUCAAGCUCCACGCACAGCCACAAAGCCUCGCGCUCCUCGGGGGCCAAAGAGCGCGUCCGCUUCAGCGACAAGAUCUUGUACCACGCACUGUGUUGCGACGAUGACGAUGAUGCCGAGGAGGAAGAGGAAGAGGAAGGUGGCCGCGCAACGCCGGAGACGGACAGCGAGCCCAGUCCGCCCACUGCCUCCCCCACACCUGAGCUCUUGCCCACUGACUACUCGCAUCACAACUGUCUUGACUCUUCCUCUCUCUCCCUGCCUGCAAGGGCCGGGGGGUUGCAAACACCACUGGUGCCCCCCACGCCAGCCAGGAAGGCCCGAAACAACCCAAGCUGCAGAAAAAAACUUUUGCGGAACAGCAGUACACAAACUGUGUCGGACAAGAGCACCCAAACCAUACUGCCCUAUGUCCCAGCCAAACAGAAAGCAAAGGACCAGCACUGAACGAGACGAAAGUGACAAACACGGACUCUGUGAUAUUGAAAUACUUAG
Scleropages formosus (Asian bonytongue) is the source of this 2208-nucleotide messenger RNA. Its product is annotated as inhibitory synaptic factor 1-like. The record is from RefSeq and is a predicted model, not a curated record. Gene Ontology annotation, biological process: inhibitory postsynaptic potential. The transcript has 2 exons. NCBI's taxonomy places the organism in Eukaryota, Metazoa, Chordata, Actinopteri, Osteoglossiformes, Osteoglossidae. Gene Ontology annotation, cellular component: postsynaptic density. The coding region runs from base 1195 to 2160 and encodes 321 amino acids.